AACUUUGUGUACCAAGUUACUAAAGACAAGUCCCUGACCUUUAUACGAAAUUGGAACAUCGUUGUACUCUGUUCGUUGUUUGCCAUCAGCGACUUUGUGAAUUUAUACAGUCUGAGCUUUCCGCUUUAACGUUGGCUACUGCAGAGAAACCACAGCAAACAUAGAACAGUCAUAUCUACCAGAAUCUCCAGAGCCAACCAAGUUCACAUCUCAUCCCACUCCACUCCUUUCUCCACGAAAUCUCACUGUGCCUACUGCAUUCUAAUAAUGAAGACUUUUGGAGCACUGUGAAAACUUCAGUUACUGAGAAGAAAAAAAGCUUGAAUAUGGAAUGCCAGUGGCUGAAAAGGAAGGGCCUGCAAAUUACUGAAUAAUUUUAGAGAUCAACCAGCAAAAGUGUCUUCGUCUUUAGGGACUCCAGAUUCAGACUUCAAUAUGCACAAGGAAUUUGCUUCCAAUGCACCUACAGAGUAGUGUUCGACUCAUCCCAAGUCUUCCUCUGGCAAGAACUGACAUUAACGCUCAAUGUUCAGAACACUUUAUAUUGUACAGAUGCGGAGAAAAGUGAAAAAAGGGAAAUUCUCCUUCAUUUUAUAAUUUACUGUAUUUCACAAAACUUAAACAUACCAAUGAGUUUAGGUUCUGGAGCAUAAUUCACAAUGGCAGUUCACAAAGAAAUAGAAAUGCCAGAACUCUGUUUAUGGAUGUUUGUUCUAUUUGCCCUUUUAUAUACUGAACAAGUACAGGGAGACUGCUGGCUGAUCGAAGGAGACAAGGGUUUUGUUUGGCUAGCUAUUUGCAGUCAAAACCAGCCACCUUAUGAGUCUAUACCACAGCACAUUAAUAGCACCAUUGUGGACCUUCGGCUCAAUGAGAAUAAAAUAAAGAGCGUCCACUACUCUUCACUAAGCCGAUUUGGUAACCUGACGUACCUCAACCUCACCAAGAAUGAGGUGUCCUACAUUGAAGAUGGAGCCUUUGCUGGUCAGUUCAAUCUGCAGGUGCUCCAGCUUGGCUACAAUAGAUUAAGAAAUCUCACAGAGGGAAUUCUUAGGGGGCUGGGCAAGUUGGAGUAUCUCUACCUCCAAGCGAACCUCAUUGAAACUGUGACUCCUAAUGCCUUCUGGGAGUGCCCAAACAUUAUGAACAUUGACUUGUCAAUGAAUCGGAUCCAGAGGCUGGACAGUAACACCUUUGUAAGCCUCAGUAAGUUAACUGUGUGUGAGUUGUACAGUAAUCCUUUCUAUUGCUCAUGUGAGCUUCUGGGCUUCCUAAAGUGGCUGGACAUAUUCACAAAUAUGACACGUACCUUUGACCGAAUGCAGUGCGAUUCCCCCCCGGACUACAGUGGUUACUUUUUGUUGGGUCAAGGAAGAUCUAACUACCGCAAUGCUCUUGGCAUGCUGUCUGCUAUGUGCAAAGACGGUUCAUACACUAUGAUGCCAUAUUUGAUAUCUCCAAGGUACCAAGCCACCACUGGCCCUCCUGAAAGUCCUUGCUCUGAAGAAGACUGUUUUUCUGGAGAUGGGACAACACCCCUCAUUAAUGUCUAUACUCCUCCUGCCAAUUCCAAAGUCAGCCUCAGUGUUAAUUUAAACACAGAAACACAUUCUGACGCAGUUCUAGUUGCAGAAAUUCCAUAUCCUUACAGCAAGAUGUACAUCCUAGUUCAAUACAAUAAUAGCUUCUUUACUGACAUUCGGAACCUGAAGUCAGAAAAAGAGUCCAUUAGGUUGGAUGGGUUGAAACCCAAUACAAAUUACACUUACUGCGUCGCAUCUAUUCGCAACUCUCUCAGGUUCAACCACACCUGCAUAGCCUUCUAUACACGCAGCCAUACCAAACAAGAACAUGUGCCUACGCCUUCCACCGCCACUCACUAUAUCAUGACUAUCCUUGGCUGCCUGUUUGGUAUGGUCAUCAUUCUGGGGAUUGUGUAUUACUGCCUGCGCAAAAGGCGCCAAAAAGAGGAAAAGCACAAGAAAGCCGGUAGUAAUAUGAAGAAAACGAUAAUUGAACUGAAAUAUGGUCCUGAAAUGGAGACCCCCAGUAUCAGUCAGAUGUCCCAAGGUCAGAUGAUGGGUCCCGAAACAAUGUCACGCAUCCCCUAUUUGCCGUCAGUGGGGGAAGUGGAGCAGUACAAACUUAUAGAAACCAGUGGGACACCUAAGGCCACUAAAGGGAAUUACAUGGAGGUACGAACUGGUGAACAGUCUGAGAGAAGGGAUUGUGAGUUGUCAAUGGCCUCAGAUACACAGAGUUCUGUGGCUGAGAUAUCCACUAUUGCUAAAGAAGUGGACAAAGUUAAUCAAAUCAUUAAUAACUGUAUAGAUGCUUUGAAAUCAGAAACCACUUCAUUCCAAGGGGUGAAGUCUGGAGCUGUGUCUACAGCAGAGCCCCAACUGGUAUUAAUAUCAGAACAGAUACCCAGCAAACAUGGCUUUCUUUCCCCAGUAUAUAAGGAUAGUUAUGGUCACCCGUUACAGAGGCAUCAUAGCAUGGAAGGACCAACAAAACGCUCUAGCACAUCUUCCAGUGGCUCUAUCCGCAGCCCCAGAUCCUUUCGGUCUGAAGGAUCAGCACACAAAUCCGAAACAAAAUACAUUGAGAAGACUUCCCCAACUGCUGACACCAUCCUCACUGUGACUCCAGCAGCUGCCAUCUUGAGAGCAGAAGCUGAAAAGAUUCGCCAAUACACAGAGCACCGGCACUCUUAUCCGGGCUCACAUCAGCCUGAGCAACAGCAGCAACAACAACAGCCUCCCCCUCAGCAUGAAAACAUGGGAGGGCGUAAAACUUCAAUAUUGGAACCUUUAACCCGGCCCAGACCCAGGGAACUGGCUUAUUCCCAACUUUCACCUCACUACCACAACCUAAGCUACUCCUCCAGUCCAGAAUAUACAUGCAAACCUUCCCACAGCAUCUGGGAGCGUUUCAAACUCCACCGAAAGCGCCACAAAGAGGAAGAAUACAUGGCAGCCGGCCACGCCCUGCGCAAAAAGGUCCAGUUUGCCAAAGAUGAGGAUCUUCAUGACAUCUUAGACUACUGGAAGGGUGUCUCUGCCCAGCACAAGUCCUGAGUCCUCACCUCUUCCCUUUGCCUCCAGCUACCCGUGACUUAAUUUUUUUGUUUUCUUUAAGAAUUCCUAACCCUGCCCAAGCCAGAGAGCCCAACAGAGCAUUGUGAGUACGGCCCUGUGCAGGGCUCUAGUGGAAAAGAGGUUAACAGGACCAAAAUCAAACUAGCAGCAGCUAAUUUUUAUUCUAAACUGUCUUAAAGAACGGAAAGGAAAAAAAUAUAUACAUAUAUAUGUCAUAUUAUGAAAACAACAGAAAAAAACGUAACUCACUCUCACAAGUGAGAGUAUGCACCAAAUCAGAGAAAAAUAUAUACAUUAAAACUGUGAAGAGGAAUUACAUUUUUUUAAACAAAAGUAUAUAUAUAAAAAAAAAAACAACAACAAAAAAAAUAAAGACUUAAAGAGUGUGCUAGCGGGAGUGGUCCGAACUGUACGCCUAAUCGCAUGUAAUUUCAUAUUCCGACUUGCGUGGUUUGACUCGUGUGGAAUUUCGUUCCUUCCCUUCAUCUCUGCAGGACAAAGCAAAAUUGAAUACAUUAAAUAACAGCAACAGGACUGGAACAUAACUCCUUUUGUUUACGUUAAUUUUAAUUUCAACUGAGUCUUCCAGUGCAGACUUUGAGGAGGCUCUCAUUGAACACCUACAGCUGCAUUUAAAACUGUGAUCACUAUUACACUGUACAGAUACAAAUUUCUAUAUUUGCAAUGAUUGCUGUAAAGAGAGAAAGAGAAAUUAAAUAUGAGAAUAUAUAUAUAUAUAAAUAUACUUAUAGCUUAACUCUUUGGCAGCCUGCGGAACUUGAGGCUUCUUGACAGUCACUGCUAAAGGGUUAAAAAAAAUACCCUGUUUGUAUCAGGUUUUAAUCAUGGGUUUUAGAAACAAAAAAAGUUUUUUUUUAUUAUUUCACUUUAUUUUGUUUAAAAAAAAAUAAGAAUUCUAUGUUUGUUGUUUUCAGGGUUGGUUUCAUUAUCUCUUUGCUGAAUGGCUGUUUUCUGAAAGAGGUAAACUGCAAUGAGAAAUAGAUGACACUCUUACAAAAAUGAA
Rana temporaria (common frog) is the source of this 4125-nucleotide messenger RNA. It is a transcript of the gene ELFN1, whose product is annotated as extracellular leucine rich repeat and fibronectin type III domain containing 1. The coding region runs from base 660 to 3080 and encodes 806 amino acids. The record is from RefSeq and is a predicted model, not a curated record. Gene Ontology annotation, molecular function: protein binding. NCBI's taxonomy places the organism in Eukaryota, Metazoa, Chordata, Amphibia, Anura, Ranidae. Gene Ontology annotation, cellular component: plasma membrane. The transcript has 3 exons.